UACAACUAAUCUACAAAUUAUGGGUGUGACAAGUAUAACACAGGAGUUCCUCUGCCCAAUCGCCCCGGCGCGCAUGUUCAAGGCUUUGAUCAUAGACUCAAAAAAUCUGAUACCAAAGCUGUUGCCCCAGUUCAUCGCAAGCGUCGAUGUAACACAGGGAGAUGGAGGAGCAGGAAGCAUUGAACAAGUCAAUUUCACGGAAGGAAGCCAUUUCAGAUACGUGAAGCACCGGAUUGACGAACUUGACGUAGAGAAUUUUGUGUGCAAGUACACUAUGAUUGAAGGGGAUGCAUUAGGUGAGAAGCUUGAGUCUAUUGCUUAUGAGGUGAAGUUUGAGGCAGCUAGUGAUGGGAGCUCAAUCUGCAAGAUGACAAGUAAAUACAACACCAUUGGGGAGGUUGAGGUCAAAGAAGAGGAAAUCAUAGCAGGCAAGAACAGUGCUAUCGGGAUAUACAAAGUUGUGGAAGCCUACCUCUUGGAGAACCCAAAUGUUUAUUCUUGAGGUCAUGGAGUCUUCGUAGUCGAUUGAUCCUCCUAUAUUUAUGCAAUUGAUUACGAAUUAUUUAAUAAUUCUAUAUAUACGUGGGAACAAACCAUAAAUAGCAUUGCUGCAAUUUCAUUGUUUAGGAUUCUUGUGAACCCUUCAACAAGGGUUGACAUCAUGGUUAAUAAAACAAGAACAAUGUUUGGAUUUA
Messenger RNA from Pyrus x bretschneideri (Chinese white pear), 695 nucleotides. RefSeq names its product major strawberry allergen Fra a 1.07. Gene Ontology annotation, biological process: abscisic acid-activated signaling pathway; defense response. NCBI's taxonomy places the organism in Eukaryota, Viridiplantae, Streptophyta, Magnoliopsida, Rosales, Rosaceae. Gene Ontology annotation, molecular function: protein phosphatase inhibitor activity; abscisic acid binding; signaling receptor activity. The transcript is spliced from 2 exons. The record is from RefSeq and is a predicted model, not a curated record. Gene Ontology annotation, cellular component: cytoplasm; nucleus. The coding region runs from base 20 to 502 and encodes 160 amino acids.